Messenger RNA from Periophthalmus magnuspinnatus, 3324 nucleotides. RefSeq names its product lysyl oxidase-like 1 (gene loxl1). Lineage: Eukaryota; Metazoa; Chordata; Actinopteri; Gobiiformes; Gobiidae. The coding region runs from base 315 to 1997 and encodes 560 amino acids. The transcript has 7 exons. Gene Ontology annotation, molecular function: copper ion binding; protein-lysine 6-oxidase activity. Gene Ontology annotation, biological process: peptidyl-lysine oxidation. The record is from RefSeq and is a predicted model, not a curated record.
GGCAAAUAGACGCUAGCAGUCAUGCAGUAGACAGGCACUUCUUUCUCGGGGAGCUAUGCACAGCCACUUACACGCAUUCUAGCAAGCAGACAAGAAGUCAGGGGAUUUUCUUUUGGCACAAAUGCCCAGCAACAGCUACUUUUUAAGCUUUUGAAUGUUCAUAGGAAAACUUUGCAGAUGCCCUCAAUAAGAAGCCUAUUUUGUCAUCAUUUGUCCACACCAAAGCUGAAUGUGCCAGUGGAGGACAUACAUGUGUUGCUAACAGUUCGACAGGUGGUUUGAGUUUGCUGGUGAACCUGGGAGGAUCUGCAGCCAUGACUUGCACUGUAUUUAAAGAUAGAAUGGUGCCUUUUGUUUAUGCAUGUUUACUAUGUUUUGUGCUGCAAGUAGGACAUGCUCAGGAGGCUUCACAAUCACAGAGUCGGAGACAAGGCCAGGACAGUGCUACUCCUUGGAGGCAGGUUAUCCAAUGGGAAAACAACGGUCAAGUUUUCAGUCUGCUCAACAGUGGAGCCGAGUAUGUGCCUGCCGGGGCCAGCUCUCAGGACAGGGCACCUCGAGUGGUUGUAGCUGACUCGGGAACCCGGCCCACUCGUCGCCAAGGAGGUAAUGUGCGUCGUCAAGCACCUUCCAGAGGUUCGUCAGACACAGUUCGUGGACAGGCGAGACAUCCUUUUGGUUUUGGACAAGUGCCUGAUAACUGGAGGCAGACCGCAACUGGGACGGGUGGUGGCGGGACCUUCCAGGGAUCCACAAAUUCAAGGUUUAGGCCGUCUACUGGAUCUUCUUACAAUGUUCAAUCAUACCCACAGUACCCCUAUCCACCACAGCCGGCACAGCCUCCAUUUCAACCACUACCUUAUGAUCCUAGUUAUGGGGACGUUCCUGUGAGGAGUUAUGAACCACCUUUUCAACCUGUUGUGCCCGGUGGAGGGUAUGGAACUGGGGGCGUAUAUGGUGCUAACCCACCGCCAAUACUUCCUGGAUCGCCAUCUGAUUUCACUGAGGAUGGCCUCAUAUACUACCCACCCUAUGGACCCGGACCUUAUCCCGCAGCACCACCACCACCACCACCCCGACCACCUCAGCAACCACAACCACCAUUUUCAGAUGGUUUAGACCACAGAUACACACACAAUCUUUAUAAUGGGAACUCCGGGCCUGCUGUGCCAAACCCCGCGGUCCCCAAUGCAGCGCAGGCUUCUGAAAGUGGACCAGCUGGGCAGCCACCAAUAAGAAGCCCCCAGUAUGAGCAGUUUCCACCAUUUGGAAGACCACAGCCACCGUUCCUUCAGCCAAUUUCACCAGGACAAAGUUCUCCUAACUCUGCGCCUGAAAGCCCAUAUGGGAAUGUUUUCCGGCCGGAUCAGAGAGGUUUGCCUGACCUGGUCCCUGAUCCAAACUAUGUUCAAGCUUCCACCUACAUCCAAAGAGCCCACAUGUAUUCUCUGCGAUGUGCUGCUGAGGAAAAAUGUCUUUCCAGCUCCGCCUACAGCUCUGAAACAUCUGACUAUGACGUGAGGGUGCUGCUACGUUUCCCACAGAGGGUGAAGAACCGGGGCACCGCUGACUUCAUGCCUAACAGGCCACGUCGCACAUGGGAGUGGCACAGCUGUCAUCAACACUAUCACAGCAUGGAUGAAUUCAGCCACUAUGAUUUACUUGAAGUCAGCUCUGGACGCAAAGUGGCCGAGGGACACAAGGCCAGCUUCUGUCUGGAGGACACUACCUGUGACUUUGGACAUCUGAAACGCUACGCAUGCACAGCUCACACGCAGGGCCUGAGUCCAGGCUGUUAUGAUACAUACAAUGCUGAUAUUGACUGUCAGUGGAUCGAUAUAACAGAUGUUCAGCCUGGAAACUACAUACUAAAGCUUCAGGUCAAUCCCAAGUUCUUGGUGCGGGAAUCAGACUAUACCAACAACGUGGUCCGAUGUAACAUUCACUACACAGGACGUUAUGUCAGGACAACCAACUGCAAGCUCUCCCAGUCUUGAUUUGGCACUGGAUGUCUGGCGUACAGAGUGAUUAUUAGUCCACUGAAAUGUGAAUGGAGUCCAUUAGUCAUGAUUAUGGGUGAUGUUCUUCUUCACUGUUUUUUGUACUGUUUGCAUCCAUAGCAAUGAGCAAUGGCUCCAGUGGCAUUGAUAAGUGUGUGUGUUUGACCACCACACACACAGCUACUAUAUAUACUGCGUAAUGAACAAUACAUAGCAAUAUUCCUAUAAUGACCCACAGUUCACGUCCCUGCUAGGUAUUUUAUAAUAUUGUCCCCAGUAGCUUCACUCAGUUCUAUGUGCAGAAACAUCAAUGACUUUUAAAGAAAGUGUUUACUGUGGCAGCACACGGCAACACACAUUUAUGUGUCCCCCACCGUGCAGCUCUGUGUAAAUUAUAAAUAAAGCGUGAAAUGGUGCCAGUGCUAAAAUGAGCGGCUUUAGACAAGUCAGGGUUCAGCUGCGGUCCAACGAAUAAACAAAAUUAGAUAUCCAAGUUUUUUCUGCGCAUUCAUGUGCGCAAAAUCACAAUACACCUACUCAGAAAAAAACAACACAUUUCUCCUCCAUGGCUUCUCAGUGUUUUAGUCUUGGAUGUUAUUUUUUCAGGCUCUUGCUGUUUAAUGUUGUGUUAACAGACUUGGGAAAAUCUACCAGUUGUUUUUGUCUUCUCAGUGUUCUAAGCUUUCUUUAAAUUUUCCAUUAUGUAAAGCCAACAUGAAAUCUGUCUCCGCUAGUGUCCGAUGAAGCCUUCCAUAAUGUCAGCCUAUCAUUUGGCCUUUUGUUUCAGUUUAAAUAGCAACUGAAUGUCACACUGGCAUAAAAGUGGUGUUUUGUGGGAAAGAUGACUCACUCAUAGAUGAUCCACAGUAUAUGAGCUUCAAGUCAGUGGUGCCUUAGGCGCUUUUCUGCAGCGACCAGCACUGGUCAGAUGGCACAUAAAUUAUAUAACCUUUGUGGAAUGUAAAUAUGCACAAUUCAGUGAUGCAGAACUUCCAAAAUGGCACUUUUGUUUUUGGCUAUUUGGGAUAGAGACACAACAAUGUUUUUUAGUGCCAAAUCUAAACAUAGGGUUUGAUUGUUGUGGCCAUUUCACACGUUCAAUUAACACAAAUAUAUUUUUUAAGCAUUUAUUAAGCAUUUAUUUAUUGUAUUGUUUUGUGUUCAUAACUUAAAUUUAAAUUCUUGAAAUUUUUAGCUCUGUACUUGAGAUGUAAUUUGUAAUGUAUUUUCCCCACCUUUCCCUUCUAUAAAGCACAUCUUUUGUCAUUCAGACAAAGCCUAAAGACAUAUUCAAGAUGUAACUGAAAUAAAUAAUAUAAUGUUA